AUGGCCCUAAAGCUAAAGCUACUCCUAAAUUGGAGUUGGAGAGCAGGAGGCGGCUGCUGCCUGCGCAACGACAACGCUGCGCUUCCAUUCCCAUUCCCAUUCCCAUUAUGGAAUCGGACCACCGCGUCUUCCUCCGCAUGCAGCAGCUCCAACUUGUUCGUCGGCGGUCUUUCUUACGACACUAACGAAACAGCUCUCAAGGACGCUUUCUCUCAAUAUGGUGAUGUUAUUGCAGUGAAGGUUAUAUGCCAUCCCACAACCGGCAAGUCAAAAGGAUUUGGUUUUGUCAAGUUUUCUUCACAAAACCAUGCUGCCGCAGCAUGGCAAAAGAUGAACGGUCAGGUGCUUGAUGGAAGGAACAUUCGGGUGCACUACGCAAUCGGUACUGGGGGAUCUGCUGCCACUGAUGACUGA
This is a messenger RNA of Miscanthus lutarioriparius, 414 nucleotides long. The record is from the annotation of a GenBank genome assembly. NCBI's taxonomy places the organism in Eukaryota, Viridiplantae, Streptophyta, Magnoliopsida, Poales, Poaceae.